This is a messenger RNA of Anastrepha obliqua, 1099 nucleotides long. It is a transcript of the gene Rrp4, whose product is annotated as exosome complex component RRP4. Gene Ontology annotation, biological process: U4 snRNA 3'-end processing; exonucleolytic trimming to generate mature 3'-end of 5.8S rRNA from tricistronic rRNA transcript (SSU-rRNA, 5.8S rRNA, LSU-rRNA); poly(A)-dependent snoRNA 3'-end processing. Gene Ontology annotation, molecular function: RNA binding. The record is from RefSeq and is a predicted model, not a curated record. The transcript has a single exon. Lineage: Eukaryota; Metazoa; Arthropoda; Insecta; Diptera; Tephritidae. Bases 108 to 1004 code for a protein of 298 amino acids. Gene Ontology annotation, cellular component: cytoplasmic exosome (RNase complex); nuclear exosome (RNase complex).
UCGGUGUUCCGCAAGUUGCUCGUGUUGGAUUUUGUUGUUUAGUACCAGUUUUUUACAAACUAACUUUCUGUAAAGAACAUUAUAUUAUAUUUGCAGAGUUUGCUAUAAUGACUACCAAUGUCAAUAUACGGUUGGCCAUUGAUCGUGUCAAUAUGGGCCUAUUGGCACAGAACCAAACGAGAGCACCGCGUCUUUACACGCCUGGCGAAGUUGUCACCGGCCAGUUCGGUUUCAUGAAGGGCCACGGUACCUAUGUGGAAGGUGAUGAUAUUAAGGCAUCCGUUGCAGGUGUAAUGGAGCAGGUGAAUAAGCUUAUCUCUAUAAAGCCACUUAAAAGUCGUUACGUUGGCGAAAUUGGAGAUGUUGUUGUGGCUCGCAUAACUGAAGUGCAACAGCGACGCUGGAAGGUGGACACAAACUCACGUUUAGAUUCUGUGCUGCUGUUGUCAUCUGUAAAUCUACCCGGCGGUGAGUUACGCAGACGAGGCGUUGAAGACGAGCAAAUGAUGCGGAAAUAUCUGCAAGAGGGUGAUCUUAUAUCGGCUGAGGUGCAGAAUAUUUACGACGAAGGCACGUUGUCGCUCUACACACGCAGCUUGAAAUAUGGCAAACUAUCACAAGGAGUGCUUGUAAAAGUAUUUCCGUCAUUGGUCAAGCGGCGCAAAACACACUUUCACAAUCUGACUUGCGGCGCAUCAAUUAUUCUCGGCAACAAUGGUUUUAUCUGGAUAUCGCCUACUGUGAAUACCGAAUCUGAUGGUGGAGAUGGUGGUUUUGCACAGAACUUGAGCGAAGUGAUACCACGGGCGGAUCGCGAAGUGAUUGCGCGAUUACGCAACUGCAUUUUGGCUUUAGCGCAUUGCAAAAUGAUGCUGUAUGACACGAGUAUAUUGUACGCGUUCGAGGAGUCUAUGAAAUACGAAGUGCAUGAAUUGCUGCAGCAGGAAGCUAUAUUUGAUGUAGCAUUUCUAACACAACAUCGCCUACGAUUGCAAGAAGAGUAGCAGUAGGCUCUUCGACGGGUAUUAUUUGUAGUAAACUAGGAUGUCUGUACAUAUCUGCUAACAAUAAUAAAACGUAAGCAUUUUUUUUCAUAAAA